GUUGACAUCAUUGCUUGGCUUGAUUUGCUCUGCGCACGGCGCAUAGCAGAUUUGUCAUCCAUAAAGAAUAAGAUAAAAGUCCAAAAUACGUUGUUGUAGUGCAGAAGAAGAAUAUCAUACAUUGAUAAAUUCUGUGUAACAUACAGUGCGAGUUAUUAAGUGUCGUUGUGUCCUCUUGUUACUUUGGCUACGUAUGUUCAGUUUAAAUCAGUGCUAAAAGUAAAAAUGAAUAACAUCGCCAGAACACCGAAGACAACACCAAUAACCGAUGAUUAUGAUAUCUCAAAUACAGUCCUUGGUCUUGGGAUUAAUGGGAAGGUGGUCGAAUGCAAAGAGAAAAGAACUGGAGUUAAACGUGCAUUAAAGGUCUUACACGACAGCGCGAAAGCUAGACGAGAAGUGGAACUGCAUUGGAGAGCGAGCGGCUGCAUACAUAUCGUUGAAAUUAUAGAUGUGUACGACAAUACAUACGCUGGUAAGAGAUGUCUGCUCGUUGUGAUGGAGUGUAUGGAUGGAGGAGAACUGUUCCAGAGGAUCCAGGAUAACAGGGAGGGAGCGUUCACUGAGAGACAAGCAGCUGAGAUAAUGCACUCUAUAUGUGUCGCGGUGCGUCACCUCCACGACUCUGACAUCGCUCACAGAGACAUCAAGCCUGAGAACUUGCUCUACACCAGUAUGGAGCCAAACGCUAUACUGAAACUUACGGACUUUGGAUUCGCGAAGGAGACCCUGUCACAGACGGAUACAUUGCAAACGCCUUGUUAUACGCCGUAUUACGUCGCUCCUGAGGUCCUGGGUCCAGAGAAAUAUGACAAGUCCUGUGACAUCUGGUCCCUGGGCGUUGUUAUGUACAUCCUGUUGUGUGGAUUCCCUCCAUUCUACUCUAACCACGGCCUCGCCAUAUCACCGGGAAUGAAAAAGCGAAUCCGUCUCGGUCAAUACGAUUUUCCAGAGCCGGAGUGGUCGAAUGUAUCCGCAGAGGCCAAGAAUCUGAUCCGCGGUAUGCUGUCCGUUGACCCCGCCAAGCGACUCACGAUACACCAGGUGAUGUCAAGCCCGUGGGUGCGACAAUACACGCAGGUCCCGCAGACGCCGCUGUACACGCACGCGCUGCUGCGUGACGCGGGCGAGGCGUGGGCAGACGUGCAGGACGAGAUGACGCGCUCCCUCGCCACCAUGCGUGUGGAUUACGACCAGGUACAAAUCAAAGCAUUGGAACAGAGCAACAAUUCCCUUUUAAAUAAGAGACGGAACAAAGUGGGCGCCUGAGUGUCGGACGAGGGCGGGGCUUGAGCCUCCCCCACACACGCCCCCCACACGCCCUAGACUGACGUCAAACUAAAACAUCACAAUAUGUUUACAAUUAACAUAAUUAAUUUUACAAAUACCUACCCUUUUUUGGUUGUAUUAGCUUUUUUAUGACCUGUAAAGAAAUUACAUACUUUUUUGUAUAAAUUUAUCCUGCAGCUUUACAUCAUUAUUUUAUAUGUUUCAUUAUCAAAAUUUACUAAUCGUUG
Messenger RNA from Papilio xuthus (Asian swallowtail), 1517 nucleotides. It is a transcript of the gene MAPk-Ak2, whose product is annotated as MAP kinase-activated protein kinase 2. Gene Ontology annotation, biological process: protein phosphorylation. The coding region runs from base 226 to 1269 and encodes 347 amino acids. The record is from RefSeq and is a predicted model, not a curated record. Gene Ontology annotation, molecular function: ATP binding; protein kinase activity. NCBI's taxonomy places the organism in Eukaryota, Metazoa, Arthropoda, Insecta, Lepidoptera, Papilionidae. The transcript has 8 exons.